UUCGUUAGAUAUUCGAUUAUCCGCAUAAUUUUAUGGUUUAUCCUAUUUGGUUGACACAAUGUAGAUUCUGGUUUAGCUGGCGGCUGGAUGUCUGGUCUUAAAAAUUCCUCAACUCUACGAACAGGAACAAAUCUCCUAAUAGUUGCUGGAUAUUUUAUCACUGACAAUUUGUUCAUAAUGAGAAAUGACUCGUAUUUUACGUAUUUAUAUACGUAAAAGUAAUCAAAAGGGGUUUUACAAUACAAAUUUCUACCUGCCUGACCAGAAUUUUCCACAGAAUAUAUGCUCAGGUGCCUCUUGCGUGACUUCGUUACUUUGUUUCCCAUUCGCGAGUUCAACUACCGAUGGUGUCGCUGCAAAACGUCAAAUUACUCGUCGAGUGACAGUUCAAACUUCCCAGACUUCAUUAUUUAUCGGGAUUAAUGACAUCUAUAGCAAAAUUUGCACACUUUUCGAGCUGUUUCUAUAUACUUCUCUAAAAUCUUGCAAAAGUUGAUUAGAACGAAACAAAAUUGCACUGUGACACUGUUUUGUGUCAAAUUGACGACUCAAACUAAUUAGUUUGGGCUUUUUGAACUCGCGAAUGUCAGUGCACGCCAACAAUGCCCUUGAUGUAUGACAUGAGAAUUUGGUUCUGUCACUAAAUAGCAAAAAAGGAACUGCUCCAAAAACGGAUGUUCUGAGCUUGCAAAUGCAUUUGACUUGCUCAGGUUUUAGAUGACGGGCUGCGGAAGAACAGCCACGAACGAACUUCUCAAUUAAGGUACCUUUUAAGUAAGUUAACAGUCGCCGCCUACGUGGGCUGGCUAUCUCAAAACAAUGAACAAUGUUUGACCCAUAAAUAGCCCCACACAUACAACGCAAGGUUACAAUGCACUAUUAGAGGCAUAUAGGUAGGUGCACAAAAUCAGCACAUUCUUGUGGAAUGUGCGUGUUUACCGUACUGAAAAACCAAAUCCCCUAAUCGGUUAAGCCAGUCAAUUAGGAUGUGUUUUACCUGUAAAUCAACAGGUAACCGUUGUUUGCCGGUUGGAUUUGGCAACUGAAAAAUUGGAAAAAUUUGAUGUAUUACGCUCAAGGCUAGAUGUCACAUGUUGGGCAAUGUGUUUAUCUCGAAAGAAUGGAGUAUAUCCCGAUAGUAUGUCGGGGGCACAACUGGCAGUCGGCUCAACAGUGCGUCUGACUUUGUCCAGGAUGGCAUCGACGCCAGUGGGUGGCGCCACCCAAAACAUGACCAUUGGGGAGUUCUUGGGCAACUUAACUCAGCAGCACCGUCGUUUGGAGCGAACCCAGUCGGCACCUGCUCCAGGAAUAGCAUCACCACAGGCCGCCCUCACCGCCACCACCGUAAAUACCUCACGUUACAAAACCGAGUUAUGUCGACCAUUUGAGGAGUUUGGAGUGUGUAAGUACGGCGACAAAUGCCAAUUCGCACAUGGACUAGCGGAACUGCGUAGUCUGGCCAGACAUCCCAAAUACAAGACCGAACUGUGUCGAACCUACCACACGGUCGGCUUCUGUCCCUAUGGGCCAAGAUGUCAUUUUGUUCACAACCAGGAUGAAGUGGUGUCCAAGUCAACGACACCCGCCGUGGCUGCAAUUGCCACCCAGAGAUUGCGUCCCGCUGCGCUGAGUCCCGCACUUUCUGUGGAUAGUGCGAGCCCCCCUUGUAGUUUGAGCCAGUCGCCGACUUCUUCAAUGGGUUCGUUCUUCAGCAGCGAUCCCGAACUGAAUUCACCCGGGCCAGUGGACGAUCAGCGUCUUCCCGUUUUUAACAGGUUGUCCACCUCCCAACUACUAACGCUCAAAGACCUCAUGCUACAUUAGUGUGCUCCAGGUUUCCGCCAUAUAUCGACGCUGAACUAGUGGCCGCAAACCCUCUACUCAAGACAUUUAAUUUAAUUCACUAUCAUAUAUUUUAUAAAACCGAUAAUUCCCUCACGGAGGCGGAGUGAUUUUGAUACUGUGUGAUUUUAAAAUAUAAAUUUAUUAUAGUUAGAAGCGUGUUUUAUACGAAUGUUGAUUUGUUGUGGAUGUAAUGUGCAAACUAGGUUUAGUUUCGGUCAUCGGUCUUGAUUUCUUAACAUUCCGUGAUUGAACUUUAUUUAUUAUUUUUAUUUUCAUCCUCUCAUUUGUAUUUCUUUUUCCUUGUGUGCCUUGUGGACCGAUGAAAGAAUACGAUUUCUGUUAUUUAAAUCAUUAUUUAAUUUGUGUGUUUCUUACUAUCAAUGCGUUUAUGUUAUGUAGUUAUUUUAUUAUAAUUUAUGUGUAACUUAUUAUUUAUCUUUUUUGCAAAUACUUAGCAUGUAAGAAGACGACUGUGCUCAUUUAUCGGCACACACGAUAGCGGCCUAUACCAGGCGCCCAAUACCUGUGUAAUAUUUAUAUUUUGUAGCUAAUGUAUCUCCGUAUCAUUAUCAAUAAAUUAUAUUUUGUUCUGUAA
Dendroctonus ponderosae (mountain pine beetle) is the source of this 2443-nucleotide messenger RNA. RefSeq names its product protein TIS11 (gene Tis11). NCBI's taxonomy places the organism in Eukaryota, Metazoa, Arthropoda, Insecta, Coleoptera, Curculionidae. The transcript has 2 exons. Gene Ontology annotation, molecular function: metal ion binding; mRNA binding. Bases 1102 to 1827 code for a protein of 241 amino acids. The record is from RefSeq and is a predicted model, not a curated record.